AGCAUCCUUCUCUUUGCUGAGCCCUCCAGAGGCGUCCACCCCCUGUCCCUGCAGCCUGCCACCUACAAAUCCCCUUUCUCCCUCCUGGCUCUCCUCUGGCCUUCGAGAAUACUCACCGCCACCCACGCGGACGAAUACUCACCGCCACCCACGCGACUGUUACAGUGACACAAAGUUUCUAGUUCCAGCGGCCGGCUCAUCUGCCAUUUCUCUGCUCACCAGCCUUCUCUGGGCCCGGCCGCCGAGAGGGGGAGGGGGAGGGGAGGCCGGAGCCGUGGGAGUUCUCCAGACAAACUUUCCACCCAACUCAGCGGCCUUCCCUCUGUCCCCAUUUCCCAUCUGUUUCCCCGCUCUCGCAGAAUCACCUUUCUCUUUGGCUAUCACCCCCCACCCCCAGGCCUUUUAAAGGGAUGUGGAAUUUAGGCUGUUCCCUCCGCUUUCCCAAAGAGCCAAAUUCUUUGAUGCCAUCGGAGGGAGCUGUCAGGGGGCUAAGAUUGAUCGCCUCAUCUCCUCUCCGUCCCUCUGACCCACUUAUUUAAAAAUCUUCCCCCAGAUCGACUUUUCAUUUUCUGCUUUUGAGAUCUGGUUUCCCACCAAUGGCUUGGGGCCCGGAGUCUUGUGUUCCCUCUCUCCAGUAAAUUACAGCACUCCCUAAAGUUCAGACUAUCUUGAUCCCCUUGAAAUAAAUAAAUUAAAAAGAAAUCUCCCCCAGGGGCCAGAAAUGGAAUAUUAUCUCCUUAGUCAGUGUUUUCACCCCCUCCAUGCCCAGAGAAUUUUUUCUUGCCAGGGAUUUUUUUUUUUAAAUUUUAACUAGCACACUGGCAAAAAUAGGAGAGGGGGGAUACUCUUUGUCCUGGGAGGGAACUCAAAGUUAAAUCCGACUACCUUCGUUCUGGUUCCUGUCCCUGGAUAUAGACACGGAUACUUGACUUGAAGCUCUGAAUGGGAGCAGAUGCACCUUAUGCCCUGUCAGUUGUGGGGUGUCAGAAAAGAGUGUGACAAUGACUCCAGGCCCAGACAAGCGAUUGGCCGAGGCCAGUCCCGUGACCAUGAAUUCCCUGCAAUUUCGCCGGAGUCCUGGGUUUAAUAGAGAGAGUCCCCAUACGCUUGUAUUUAUCAGCAAUAUACAAUUAUAAAGGCCCAAAAUUUAAAAAAAAAAAAAAAGAGAGAGAGAGAGGGAGAGGGAGAGAGAGAGAGAAAGAGCACGAAAUCUCCCCCUCCCAAAAUCGCUCCAUCACAUAAACCUGGGGGGGGCAGGAGGGGGGGUCCCUUCCGAUCCUCCCUCCUGACGCCCCCCCCAGCAGGCCCCCUCCCCCACCAUUGAAAGCCAUGAAUUUUGAAUUUGAGAGGGAGAUUGGGUUUAUAAACAGCCAGCCAUCGCUCGCCGAGUGUCUGACUUCCUUCCCCGCUGUCUUGGAGACAUUUCAAACUUCAUCAAUCAAGGAGUCGACAUUAAUUCCUCCUCCUCCUCCUUUCGAGCAAACCUUCCCCAGCCUCCAGCCCGGCACCUCCACCCUUCAGAGACCCGGGAGCCAAAAGCGAGCCGAAGAUGGGCCCGCUCUGCCGCCGCCGCCGCUCCCCGCCGCCCCCUUGGUCCCCGAGUUCCCCUGGAUGAAAGAGAAGAAAUCCGCCAAGAAACCCAGCCAAUCCGCCUCGUCUCCCCCAGCCGCCUCCUCCGUUUCGGCCUCCGGGGUCGGCUCGCCAGCAGAUGGCCCGGGCCCGCCGGAGGCCGCCGGCGGCGGGGCGCGCAGGCUGCGCACUGCUUACACCAACACGCAACUGCUGGAGCUGGAGAAGGAAUUCCACUUUAACAAGUAUCUGUGCCGGCCGCGCCGCGUCGAGAUCGCGGCCCUGCUGGACCUCACCGAGAGGCAGGUCAAAGUGUGGUUCCAGAACCGGCGCAUGAAGCACAAGCGGCAGACGCAGCACCGAGAGCCGCCCGACGGGGAGCCGGCCUGCCCGGGGGCCCUGGAGGACAGCGGCGAGCCCGCCGAAGAGCCUGCGGCCGGCCCGGGUCGGCCCUCCGCCUCGCGGCCAGCGCGGGAAGCCUGCUGCCACCCGGCCGAGGUCGCGCCGGCCCCCCCGGGCCCCCCGCCCCCGACCGCUUCCGGGGGGGGCGCCUCGCGCGCGGCCGCGGGGUUGGAGCCCGAGCCGUUGCCGGAAGAUGCCUUCCCGGAGCGCCAGGAUUCUCCUUUCCUGCCCGACCUCAACUUCUUCGCGGUCGACUCCUGUCUCCAGCUGUCCGGAGGCCUCUCCCCCAGCCUGCAGGGCUCGCUCGACAGCCCGGUUCCCUUUUCCGAGGAAGAGCUGGACUUCUUCACCAGCACCCUCUGUGCCAUCGACCUGCAGUUCCCUUAACCUAGGUCCUCCUCCCGGCCCCUUGACGCCGUCUCCCUCGGCCCGGCUGCUGGAAAACCCGAGGACCCCCUCUCACCCCCCCCCCAAGUCGUUUAGACCUUCUUUAUGUGUUUUGCAAAAAUUCAGGUAUUAUUGAGUUAGCGCUUAAUCCAUUUCCUUUCUCCUCUCUCUAAAACAUGGGGCACUCGGGCGUCUUUUUAGAAUCACACAAGAAAAUUCCGUUUGCUAGACUCCUUCCAACGAAAUCUCAGGAAUAAUUAAACUCUAGGGGGGCUUUCUUAAAAAAGAAAUAGAGGAACUUGUUUUCCUCUCUUUUUUUUUAAGUUUUAGGCCGUAGAUUAUUUAUUAAAAUUCUUUAAUAAUAGGAAAAGGGGAAAGUAUUUAUUGUACAUUAUUUUCAUAGAUUAAAUAAAUGUCUUUAUCAUACGAA
This is a messenger RNA of Canis lupus familiaris (dog), 2788 nucleotides long. RefSeq names its product homeobox B2 (gene HOXB2). The coding region runs from base 1330 to 2358 and encodes 342 amino acids. Gene Ontology annotation, biological process: regulation of DNA-templated transcription. Gene Ontology annotation, molecular function: DNA binding; DNA-binding transcription factor activity, RNA polymerase II-specific. The record is from RefSeq and is a predicted model, not a curated record. The transcript has 3 exons. Lineage: Eukaryota; Metazoa; Chordata; Mammalia; Carnivora; Canidae.